Messenger RNA from Protopolystoma xenopodis, 318 nucleotides. The record is from the annotation of a GenBank genome assembly. Lineage: Eukaryota; Metazoa; Platyhelminthes; Monogenea; Polystomatidea; Polystomatidae.
AUGACUUGUAAUGUACCAAGUCAAUGGACCAAUGCUGGGAAUCCCGAAUUCUCUGGCAGAGGACAUGGGACCAGUUACGUUCGGCACGAUCUCGCUGACGCUUCGACCAAACCAGUUUGUGGCUCUUCUGACCGACGAGGCCGCGGCGAAUCACGCGAGCAAGUGGUUUUUGCCAUCGUGCCUACAUCAAGGCGGUACCAGUUGACUUCAAAUGGACUCUUGCCUCAAAAGUCAUUUCGGGGGGACUCGAGCCCUGGACGCGAACCCUGGACUCGAGAAAAUAAAACAUUUUUAGCCAGGUCUGUGGGUCUUUUAUAA